Messenger RNA from Salvelinus namaycush (lake trout), 1630 nucleotides. Its product is annotated as transcription elongation factor A N-terminal and central domain-containing protein. Gene Ontology annotation, biological process: DNA-templated transcription. NCBI's taxonomy places the organism in Eukaryota, Metazoa, Chordata, Actinopteri, Salmoniformes, Salmonidae. Gene Ontology annotation, cellular component: nucleus. The record is from RefSeq and is a predicted model, not a curated record. The transcript has a single exon. The coding region runs from base 350 to 1495 and encodes 381 amino acids.
AACAAAUAUGGCGGCUGACCGCUCAAGAACUGCAAUUCGAGUGGUAGGCUACGCUGUAAUUUUCGAACCGAAAAGGGGUAUGAAUAACGUUUAGUGCUUUUAAAUUAUAUUUGGUGUGAUAGAAUUUAGCUAACAUAUUGCAUCAAAGCUUCCGUUUCCCAACAUACAUUUUAGUGUAGCCUGCCCUGAAGUGCAUUAGCUGCAUUUUAGAAUCUGGUUUCAAAAUUCUUUUUUUUUCUUUUUUCGUUUCCAAUGCCAAUAUCAAACAAAAUGUCAUGACCCUACAAAAGCUGUAGCCUAAAAACCAUUUACAUAUCAAUGUCUUUCUCCCGCCAUAGUCUCUAAGAAUAUGACCACCAUGGACACAAAACAGAUCACUCAUCAUGCUCUUCAAAUGGACAAAUUUAACAGGGCGGGUAACUAUGGCAACAUUAUGCCUCUCCUGACCGCCCUUGAUAAUGCCUGUGUGACUUGUGAGCAGCUGCAAGGCACAGACAUCGUCAGGGUCCUUUACAGACUCCUCAAAACCUGCUCAGACAAUUCAGUGAAAAAAACAGCCAAGCACCUGUUGUCAAAAUGGAAGAAACUCUACAGUCACCCCUAUCACAUCUCAAAGGAGAAUGGAAGUGAAGAAGAAUUCACUGUCAUUGGAGAGAGUAUGCUGGCUGAUAAAGCGUGUCUGGCAGACAGAGGUGGCCUAGCUGCUGGUGAUGCUAGUAAACCAGUGGAGUUGGGUGUGUCUUGUGAACAUGUGGUUUUUCAUACUGGGUCAGAGGACAGAACACUCACAAAUGGGACCAGGUGUGGGAGAGCUAAGGGAGAAGGGGUGUCAUCGUGGCAGGCAGCUGGUGAUUCGUCUUCGGGGUCAAUUUUGCCCACCCUCUCAAAGCAGUCAGAAACUCCUGCCACCACUUCCCUGGAUACCCCUCCCCUCUGUAAGGAUUCCUCUGAUUUGGGUUUGAGGACAAAGUGCAUCCAGCUCCUCCUUGGAGCCCUCGAUCCAGAAACUUCCAAGGAAGCAGAGGGGAAGACUGCAGAUCUGGCCCGUGUCAUAGAGGUGCACAUCCAUGCGCUGCACCGUGCAAACCAGGCCAAAUACAAGGCCUGCAUCAGGAGUAAGGUGGCCAACCUAAGGAACCCCAAAAACGGCCACCUUCGGUGUGGUCUCCUGGGCGGCAGCCUGGGGCCGGAAGUCUUCGCCGGGAUGUCUGUGGAGGAGAUGGCCAACGAGGAGCUCCAGCAGCUGAGGGAGGAGUACUCAUCGCGGGGGGUGAGCGAGAGGCAGCUACCCCAGGGGGUGGUGGGGACGCCCACCCAGAAGCUGCGGUGCAGGCGGUGCGAGGGGUCGGACUGCAGAGUGACACAGGUGUCCCGGGGCACUCUGUUUCUGCCAGCGUGGGUCCGCCAGGCCACCGCAGACCAGGAUGCCAUGACCUUUGUGACCUGUAGCAAGUGUGGGGAGCAGUGGUACCACAGCGGCUGGGUGUGCCUCUGAUAGGCCAUCCUGACCACACUACAUGUAAAAUGCCUGCUUUGUUUUUGUCGAGAUUCUGUUGAAAUGGCUUUACCCUAUCAAACUGAAUAAUGCCAUGUUUUAAUCACAGAAAUAAAGGGACAUUUUACCACAUGA